Messenger RNA from Lethenteron reissneri (Far Eastern brook lamprey), 1570 nucleotides. It is a transcript of the gene IFT46, whose product is annotated as intraflagellar transport 46. The record is from RefSeq and is a predicted model, not a curated record. Gene Ontology annotation, biological process: cilium assembly; intraciliary transport. NCBI's taxonomy places the organism in Eukaryota, Metazoa, Chordata, Hyperoartia, Petromyzontiformes, Petromyzontidae. Gene Ontology annotation, cellular component: intraciliary transport particle B; motile cilium; microtubule organizing center.
CUCGCGGGCCAAUCGCGGCGCAGGGUCACGGCGUGGGGGUCAGGCCCAGGGCAGCGCAUGGCGGCGUCGGCGCCCCCGGGCAGCAACGGAGCAGGAGGAGGAGGAGGACGAGGAGCAGCAGCAGCAGGAGGAGGAGGGCAGCUCCAGCAGACCAAGCUGGUGAGCGACCAGCCGUACGACGAGAGCCUCGACGUGACGGACACAGAGGAGGUGGAGACGCCGACGCCGCGACAGACCGCAGCCCGAGAACCAAGUGCAGAACGGCGCUCCAAGAUGUCGGAGGCCAGCGAUGACGAUGACGCCCAGAAGAGCCAUGAGGAAGACUCUGAUGAGGAGUCGGAGGAGUCCGAAUCUGAAGAAGACAGAAUGCACGGAGCCCCUCCCGAAGGCGCGUACGACCCUGCAGAUUACGAGCACCUGGCCGUGUCUGCGGAAGUGAAGGAGCUGUUCCAGUACAUCACCAGGUACACCCCUCAGACGAUCGAGCUGGACAUGAAACUGAAGCCGUUCAUCCCAGACUUCAUCCCGGCCGUGGGCGACAUCGACGCCUUCCUCAAGGUGCCUCCUCCAGAUGGCAAGCCAGACACGCUGGGUCUCACGGGUCUCGACGAGCCGUGCGCGCGUCAGUCCGACCCCACCGUGCUCACGCUGUGGCUCACGGAGAACUCCAAGCAACACGCCACUCCUCAUGUGAAGGUGCGGAGUGUGGAGGAGGCAGAGAGGAACCCGCGCACGCUGGAGGCAUGGGUGGAGAGCAUCUCCGAGCUCCACCGAGCCAAGCCUCCACCCAACGUGCACUACACCAAGCCGAUGCCUGACAUCGAGAGCCUUAUGCAGGAGUGGCCCCCGGAGUUUGAGGAGCUUCUCUCCAAAGUCAGCCUCCCCUCGGCUGAUGUCAGCUGUGACCUGCCCCAGUACGUGGACCUGGUCUGCGCCAUCUUGGACGUACCGGUGUACAAGAGUCGCGUGCAAGCGCUGCACGUGCUCUUCACACUCUACUCCGAGUUCAAGAACUCACAGCACUUCAAGUGGCUGGCUGAGAAGGGGGGCGUGGGUGAGGCUGGCAGUGCCCCCCAGGCGAGUGAGCCGGAGGCCGAGACCCUGACUGUGGACUGAGAAGGCUCCCCACCACUUUCCCACACACACACCACUCACAUUACAUCACCAGCACACCGCAUCAUACCAGCACCACCCCACACACCAUAAAAACCACACCAGCAGUACGGUACACCACACCUGUGGUAUGCCAUUCACACCACGCAUAUCAUACCGGUGGCACAUUUGCAUCAUACCUGCAGCAUCCAACACCAGUAUCGCAUCAUGCACCCCACACACCACUGAUAUGACACUAGCAGCACGCUACAUUGUACCAUGAGGACCCCAUACGAGCAGCACACCAAACACACCACGGCAGCGGCACAUCACACCAGCAGCAUGGCCACACACGCGCCUGGCAGGUGCGUGUGUUCUCUGCGUUCCCCACCUGCGCCCCUUCGUCGUCUACCGUUCUCGUGUCACUGCACUGUUGUUGUCGUCUUUUAUUUUCAUGAAAUAAACAGAAGUAAAAAUG